Messenger RNA from Pectinophora gossypiella (pink bollworm), 6920 nucleotides. RefSeq lists its product as uncharacterized. The record is from RefSeq and is a predicted model, not a curated record. The transcript has 32 exons. Lineage: Eukaryota; Metazoa; Arthropoda; Insecta; Lepidoptera; Gelechiidae. Gene Ontology annotation, cellular component: extracellular region. Gene Ontology annotation, molecular function: peptidase inhibitor activity. Bases 70 to 5664 code for a protein of 1864 amino acids.
GCGCGCGCCCGCACGUGCCGCCAUCAUGCCAUUCCAAUUUUAAAACCGCGCACCGUGAUUGGCCGAAAAAUGUCCAAAUACAACGUGUUAUUGGCUGUUCUCCUCGCCAUAUCCCUCGCUGUCGCCUUCCGCCCUCGACUUCGGCCGCGGGGUCUUCGGGUAUAUCGUGUAUCAUCGCUGCCGAGCCCGACGUCAUCGGAUGACGAUGAUGACGAUGAUGACACGACGCCGGCAAACCGCGCCGACGCAGACGACGACAUGCGCGUAUACAAGAACCCGCGCAACUCGCCGUCUGCGCAGUGCCCGCGCGACGAAGAGCAGGCCACCUUACUGGGUCAGAAAUGUCUUCGCAAGUGUUCAUCGGAUGAGGACUGUAAGAGCAAGAAGAAGAAGUGUCUGUGCGACGGUGCAUGCGGCAUGUCGUGCAUCAAACCAGAUCGAGAAUGUCCCGAAUUAGAGCAACCUGAAAUCGGAACAGUUCAAGUGUCUGGAAGACUCUUCGGUGACAAGGCAGUGUACUCGUGUCCCCACGGCUACCACGUCGUGGGGCUGCAGAGCCGAAGCUGCCAGGCGGACGGCAUGUGGGCUGGCCAGCCACCGGCCUGCAAGCAAAACAUCUACUGUCUGCAACCACCAACGAUCGAGCACGCUCGCCACUCCGCCCUUCCCGAACAAGCGACGUUCGACCUGGACGCGACGGUGCAGUACAACUGCCACACUGGAUACGUCACUAACGGCUUCCCUCGGGCCAAGUGUCUGGCUAUAGAGAAGCAGGCGUCCUGGUACGGUCCCGACAUCAGCUGCGAACCGAGGUCCUGCGGGGAGCCAGGAGACGUCCCCCACGGCUGGGUAACAGCUGAUUGCCACACCUUCGGAUGCCGUGCCGUGGUCCAGUGUGGGCAAGGGUUCGAACUGGUGGGCAAGGCAGAACGAUACUGCCAAGCCGACGGGGCCUGGGCGCCGAAAGAACUUCCCACCUGUGUCCUGGUUACACAGGUGCAGUGUCCGCCGCCAGAAGCGCCUCGCCACGGGAAAGCGGUCUACACAUCGUGCGCUUACAACUCGGUAGUCUCGUAUGAAUGUAAAUACGGCUACAGGCUUGUGGGUGACGCUACGAGAAGAUGCGGCGCGGACAAGAAGUGGUCUGGCACUCAACCUAUGUGCAAAGAAAUCAACUGUGGUCAUCCCGGGCAACUCUGGAACGGUUGGUUGGAGAACAUAUCCUCUGGGACCGGUCUUGGCGCGUCCAUCAUCUUCCGUUGCCAGGAUGGCAUGAAGAUGGAGGGCAAUGGCUCUGCCAUCUGCCAGAGUGAUGGCACUUGGAGCCACCCGCUGCCUCAGUGUUUAGCUCCAUGCGUAGUCCCCCACGUUUCUCAAGGUCGAGUGGUGCUGAUGGAGAACAAGACUGGCGAAAACGAGACUGUUGAGGGUAACACGCAAAUCGUGGGCAGCUCUUCAAUGGUGCAGCAUGGGGAAGUGAUCAUCGUGGACUGCGAGGAGAACUACGAGUUUCCAUCCACCAACGCGGCAGUAACUUGCAACAACGGAACUUGGACUCAGAUCCCCAGAUGUCAACCAGCCAGGUGCAAAAAGAUGCCAAGGAAUCCCCGCAAUGGAAUGGUGAUAGCUCCGAAGACGGAACACGGGAUGAAGGCGCGGUUCCGUUGCAAGGACGGCUUCGAGCUCAAAGGAAACCCUAUUGUUGUCUGUUCUUUCGGAAACUGGAGCGGGGAAACACCCAAGUGUGAAGAAGUAUUCUGUCCAUUCCCUGGUUACGUUGAAAAUGGAAAAGUUCUUUUAGUUGGCAACAUGGGAUUGUACGAUUAUCGGCCGUAUGUGAAAAAGGUAGUGAACAACAAACAAAUAAUGUAUGAAUGUGAAAAAGGCUAUGUUUUAUCUGAGGGUCCACCUGGCGCCACCUGCGUUGGAGGGCACUGGAGUCCAAGAGAACUUCCUAAAUGCACUCUCUACCAACACCCUCGUAUACGCUGGAGUCGUCGGCGUCGUUCCAUAACAGACACUGAAAUACGGCACAGACGGUCAGCUUACCUACGUCAAUACUAUAACAGCCUGAAACGUCAGCCUAACCCCACACAACAAUACGUCGACCAACUCUACGACAAAUACAACCAUAACACAGACAAACCUACCCUCAGACACGCCAAUUUCAAAAUGAUGAAGAAACUAGAUACUGAUAUUGAUGAUGACGAUAUUCCCAAUGAUGGUAUUGAAACCUCUGAUGGCGAAAAUUUCCCAACGGCUGUAUAUACUGUUUACAAUGUCCACGGAGAGCCUAUAGGUCAUAGGUUUUAUUCCUAUCAACCUGCUUAUGAACCUGAAGACGAUGAAAUAGUAGAACCUCAUGAAGAAACUAUAGAAUAUGAAAAUUCCAAUGAUUUUGAUGAACCACCUCACGUAACGGUACUUAAAGGAGGUCUAUUCCCAGAUCAUGAUUUGAAAGCCAAUACAGCUCAAAGUAUAAACAUACUUAAACACGAAUACUUUGAAAAAUAUGUUGAUAAGAGGAGAAAGAGAUUUUCUACUUCCAAAAAUAGCGAAGAAAAGAAAGAAAUUGAUGUUGAGCUACAAGGCGCCGAUAGUAACAAUAUCGAAGCAAGGGAUAGUAGAAAAAAAGACUUAGAUAUUGAAUUAUUCGCAGAGGAGAGUAGAACUACCAAAACCGUUAUUUCACCUACAAGUAAGCCUAGGAUAAAACGAGGCAUUAAUAUGGAAGAAUAUGAUAGACAAAUGUGGACACAGCAGCCAAUAAAAGAAUCGGAAUUUGUUAAUGAAGUUAACAAUGAUAUGCUGAAAGUUAUUCCUUUAGAAACGAAAGCUGAGCUUGUAAACGCCACAGAACAUAAAGAAAUGGUAGUAAUACCAUUACAGUACAAUAACACAAACUCGACUGAAGUAAAUAAUAUUUUUGAUAGGAGAGAUAAAAGGACUAGUAGAAAGACUGAUCGGCUUAAUCAAACUACUGCUACUAUACCCAAAACAGGUCGAGAAAGUAAAGGCGGAAGAACACAUCAAGACAUAACUGAGUCGGGCGAAGAAGGACAAAGUACAGAUAACAAAGAGGUUGUCGAUGGUGUUAACAAAUCUGACAAUGGCAAUACUACUGAGAGACAAGGAAAGAAGGGCAGACCUAAGAGCCCUUGUGAACCGAUCGAAAGUGAACCUUACGUGAACAUUGAGAUUGUCAAGUUUGGAAGAGAUCCAAACAACACUUUUAGCUCUGGUACCAUCGUCCGAGUGGCCUGUGGUAAGGGAUAUGGCCUAAACUUGGAACCUAACACAACAGCCAAAUGCGUCAGAGGUCGGUGGAAACCCGAAAAACCUAAGUGUGAAAUCUUGCCCUGCCACGUACCGUCGACAGAAUAUGGAAUCUACACAAUGGCGGCCGACGCCACCAACCCGACGGCUGCCAACCCGUUAGGGUCAGGCGGCCCGGAAGAGAAGGAACUAAACGAAACAGACCCAGUGCCUAAUGGUCAGGUUGUUCACUUCUCUUGUGAAUAUGGAUACAACGUGCAAGGUCCUACUAACUUGCGCUGCUGGCUUGGAGAAUGGGCGGUAACUAGCAUGCCAGAAUGUGUUGCAGCGCCCUGUGAGCUGCCUCUACUGCACGGCGCUACCUACGAAGCGGGUUACCGAGCUGGUCUCACAGUCGCUCACGCGUCUUCCGUCAACAUAGCUUGCGAGCCCGGGCGCUCACCGGCGGCUACACUCAAUUGUCACUUGGGCAGACUUCAGCCUACUGUUCAUGAUUUCUGCAGGCCUUUAGCAAAUCUUUCCCGGCCGAGGCCAACGUCAGAGUUCCAAAGCGGUUCCGACAUCGUCAAGGAAGAUGUCUCGGACCUCGAGCCAGAUUUAGCUGGCAAAUCAAUCGCCGAAUGCGGCCCACCGGCUAGGGUUCAAGGGACACUCAUAUACCGUGAUGGGGCUGAGGUCAACGGUACCCUGGGCAUGGAAGGGUACCCCCACGGCACGGAGAUCACCUUCCGAUGUAUCGCGUCCAUCAUGGGAGAGAAGACCACGUGGAAACUUAUCUGUGAAGACGGGAACUGGAUCGGGAAGAGUUUCAAUUGCGAGGAGCUGGAAGCCCAAAACGAGGAGUUGCUGAACAACAACACGUGUACAUUCCGCAACGAAGAGCCCCAUGUGGUGUCCUUCUUCAACGACCUCGAGAUCACCGAGAUCGUCGACUUCCCCGCUGGAUCCGUCAUCAUAUCCAGGUGCAGCGACAUAGGCAAGUACGCAAUAACAGGCGCCCAAGUGAGAAGAUGCGUUGGUGGCCAGUGGGAUGGCAGCAAACCCUCGUGCUUUGGACUCAACCAAGAGAAUGACUAUGCUAUGGAAAAACCCCCGACGAUCCUGUUCCGUCACUCUGGAGGUCCGAUCGCGCAGACCAACGAUGGCAAGCUGCUGGUCUACCCGGGUACUACUCUGCACAUGGAGUGUCUCUGGAUGCGGCGGUUUGGCAACCCCAAAUGGAAUGUCACACAUUUUUAUCCAGACAUUGACAGAAAAUACACGGAGGGUUGGACUGAGGACCCUGGCAGGGACAGUCAGCUGGAGUACCGACUGAGCAUCAUCGGCGCUGAGAAGGACGACUCGGGGAUAUACCGCUGUGAGACGCCGGCCCGCCAGAGCCAUCAGGUCGAGAUCAUUGUUGAAGAUGUCCACUGCCCACCGCUGCCUAUCCGGCGCGGCCUGGUGGCCAGCGCGAGCGGCACCCAGCUGGGAACGGAGAUACACUUCCACUGCGCCAACGGCAACGCGUUGCUCGGAGCCCACACCCUCGUCUGUAGGGCUUCCGGCAACUGGAGCGCGCCGCUGCCUGUCUGCGAAAGCGUAGAAUGCGGUGAAGUGGUGCAUGACACGGCCCUGGGCGAGGGUGAGCGGCGCCCACGCGUGGCCGUGGUGUCGCGCGGAGUGGGCGGCCGCGCUGCCUUCUCCUGCCCCGCCGGCUGGGCGCUCAGUGGGCCCACCGAGACCGUGUGCCUGCCUGCCGCUGACUGGGCCAGGCCGUUCCCUGUUUGCAGAGAGGUAUCCUGCCCAGCUCUGCCGCCCCCUCAAUCGGGCUACGUGCUGGGCCGCGCGCCGUACCGCGCUGGAGACGUGCUGCAGUUCCACUGUAAUCCUGAACACACGCUGCAUGGGCGGCCCAUACUGGUCUGCCAGGAUAGCGGGCGGUGGAGUGAUAAGCCACCUACUUGCGCUCAAGCAUGCACAUACCCAGGAACGACCAUCUCAGGUCGGAUGUCGUCUGUCAAGUUCUACUACAAGAUCGGAGAGACCAUAACCUUCUCUUGCGAGCCCGGAUACAGGCUGAAAGGAGCGCCCAUGCUUCGGUGUCUCAAGAACAGAAAGUGGUCCAACGCGAUACCCCUUUGCACGCCGAUCACAAAUUUCACGUCGGGAGAUUCCAUCGCAAUGUUGAAUGGAGACAUAGACGCCAUGUUGUCAGAUUCAGCUGGCGUGCCAGACUUCUUAAAAACGCGCGAAUCGCCGGCCAUUUUGUCAGAGGAGAGCUACAAAGCCGCCAUUACGCGAGUCGCCGCGUCGCGACUCCUGAGGCGAUCACCAAUCGAAACUUAUAAAAACAGAAUUUUCAGAUUCAACAGGAUUCUAAGACGCGAUAAUUAUACUAAGAGAUAAUUUUUGUAGAUAAAAAAUGUUGGACUCCGCCGAGUUAGGUAUAAUUUAUUAAGUUUCCUUUAUUGUGAUGAUUCAAUGAUGUUAAAGUAAUGGUUUAUUUAAAAUAGUAAUUUAAGUUACUUUUUUUGCUGUUUUUCGCGUAUUAAGUAGGUACCCAGUAAGUUAAAGUACCUAAAUAAAAAUGAAUAUUUUACUAACCUCUCAGGAGUUGAAAUGCAAGUUACAUUGGAGGCAAUUCAAGCGGACACAAUGGUGCUGAUUUCAGUACACACCAUUUAAUUUUAUUCAAAAUUCAAAUUCCAAAUUCAAAAAUAUCUUUAUUCAGUAGGUUUACACUUUGAAUCGUCAAUUUUUACAUAACGAACGUCUCAUCCGCCUAAAACUACUGCAGCUUCUCACAACCUGUAUAGCCGGGGAAAAGAAGCUGCAAGAAAAACCUCGGCAUAUGGCCCUAGACGUUUUUUUUUUUUUUUAAAAUAUUUUAAAUUAUACCUGUCAUUUUCUUAUUCACCGAAAAGGAAAAGGAUGGGUAAUCGACAGGCAUAAACUUUAUGGAUUUUUUUUUUGACGUGACUUAUUGUAGAUUUGCCGCAGAUGGCAUUAACUACUUGGCCGGACAAAUGGGGAGCGCUGAAGGCUCUCACCCGGUACAACGAAACUUUAUGGAAGACACGUCAGUUUUAUACAGAAAUCGGGACCAUGGUGUCUAACCGAGAUUAAAUUUGUGUUCAGUACGGCUAACAUAACAUAAUUAUUCUGACGAUAUAAUUAUGUCGUUUUAUUGGUGCUAAUUUGUAACCCUACUAAGUCAUAUCUUUCUGACAAAAUACGAACAAAAUCACGUGGCACGCAUUUUACGGAAAAAAACAAAAUUGAUUUCGACAAAAUUUAUUGAAUCGAUCGAUAAUCUUAUCACGUUGUGCAUGUUAGCCCUGCUGAUUCCACAAAUUCGUCGCUGACGCCGCAAACUGACGUAUCUCAAAUUAUUGGUGGAUCUGAUUUGCACCUUAUGCUAUUGUCAAUAAGACACAAAUUAUUUUAGCAGAAAAUUGCAGAUACGUCUGUUUGCGACGUCAGCGACGAAUUAUUAGGUAAAUUGCAUUUCUUUUAUUUGUGAAAUCUAAAGAAAUGUAUUUUUGAAUUCCUAUAUUCGACAUUAAAAUAUUACGGUAUAUUUUUUUCUAGUAUUUAUAAGUAAUAAUUCUAAUUUUAAAGGCGGAGGUACAUUAAUGUAACAAAAAAUAAAAUAAAAAAAU